CUUCCUACCCCUACAUAAAAGAAAAUGCCCGCCCCCACCAACACCCUCCUCAUCGAGGGCUCCUUCUCCGAACUCGCCGACGAGUUCGCCCAGUACAUCGAUGCCGUCCGCAAAUCCGACGCCGCCAGUCUCCAGGCCGACAUCGCCCCCCUCCUCGAGCCUCUUCGCCAAGAGGAACAGAAUGAUGCCGAACCCGAUCGGAAACAGCGCGAUGAGGUCCUGAAGAAGAUCGUCUCCGCCGCCGCCGUCUUGAACGGCGCGCCUGAGAAGGAAAUCACCCCCGCCUACAACCUCCUCAUCCACCUCGUCCAUCAAGCCUCCGAGCCCGACAUGUUCCUCUCCCGCAUCUGCGCCUACCUCUCCAAGCCCAUCGCCUCCUCCCCUCAGUUCGGCCCCACCCUCGCCAUCUCCAUCCUGUCCACCAUCUUCAACACCCUCGGCGACGCCGACUCCAGCCGCUUCCACGUCCUCCUGGCCAUCGUCGCCGUCAUCCGCCAGGCCGCCUCCGCCGCCGCCUUCGAAGCCCUCAAGCCCCAGCUGACCGCCCAGCUGCCCGCCUGGCUGUCCGCCUGGGAGCUCGAUGACGAGGAGACCCAGCGCCUGCACCUGGCCGUCGUCGACGCCGCCCAGGCCGCCGGUGACCAGGAGCUGGCCCAGACGCACAUCAUCCAGGCCCUCCAGACCAUCCCCGCCGCCCAGGCCGCCGCCCCGGCCUCCCGCGACCUCGCCGUCCGCGCCCUGACCGCCGCUCUCACCCACCCCGCCGUCUUCGACUUCACCCCGCUGACCGCCUCCGACGCCGUCCAGGCCCUCCGCGCCAGCGAUGCCACCCUCUUCGAGCUGCUCGAGGUCUUCACCGCCGACACCCUCGACGCCUACGAGGCCUUCAUCCAGUCCACCCCGCUCGCCACCAUCUCCGGCGGUGUCCUCGCCGACGCCGGCGACGCCCUGCAGACCAAGAUGCGCCUGCUGACCCUGGCCUCCCUGGCCGCCUCCACCCCGUCGCGCUCCCUGCCCUACGCCACCAUCGCCAGUGCCCUGCGCGUGCCCGACGCUGACGUCGAGAAGUGGGUCAUCGACACCAUCCGCGCCGGCCUCGUCGAGGGCAAGCUGUCUCAGCUGCGCUCCGAGCUGCUCGUCCACCGCGCCACCUACCGCGUCUUCGGCGAGAAGCAGUGGGCCGAGGUGCAGGGCCGCCUGAUGGUCUGGCGCCGCAGCCUCGAGCACGUCCUGGGCACCGUCCGCAGCGAGCGGGAACGCUUCGUGCGCGAGAGCAUCCAGGCCGCGCAGGCCGCCGAGGAGGGAGCCAAGUCGGGGGACAAGGGUGGCAAGCCCAUCGACCGACGACCGCGCCAGCCGCAGGCGGUGCAGCCGUCUGCCCCGGUUGAGGCGGUUGCCGAAUAAACUAUCUUUCCUUCUCUUUUAACUCCUUUUCUACACUUUUUAUGAAAAUUCUAUAGUAUGGAAAUAGAAGCCAAUGGAAAGCGAGAAUGACAGAAAAGAAAUGAUGACGAGUUCUCGUACAGAACAUGGACGACCAGAACAGCAAAAAGAAAACCAACAAGAUAAAAAAAUAUGAAGGAGGGUCACGGUUUGCAUGAGGGUUGACGAUGCUUGUCUCUCCCACUAUAUGUUUCAUUUCUGUUUGUUUCAUCUUGAUACGAUCCAACUGUUUCAUGUUUGUUUUUACUUUUUUAUUCUUAUUAUUUAUUAUUCUUUUUUUUUUUUUUUU
Messenger RNA from Aspergillus campestris IBT 28561, 1732 nucleotides. RefSeq names its product PCI domain protein. The transcript has 2 exons. Bases 25 to 1404 code for a protein of 459 amino acids. NCBI's taxonomy places the organism in Eukaryota, Fungi, Ascomycota, Eurotiomycetes, Eurotiales, Aspergillaceae. Gene Ontology annotation, biological process: cytoplasmic translational initiation. Gene Ontology annotation, molecular function: translation initiation factor activity. Gene Ontology annotation, cellular component: eukaryotic translation initiation factor 3 complex; cytoplasm. The record is from RefSeq and is a predicted model, not a curated record.